This is a messenger RNA of Knipowitschia caucasica, 636 nucleotides long. NCBI's taxonomy places the organism in Eukaryota, Metazoa, Chordata, Actinopteri, Gobiiformes, Gobiidae. The record is from the annotation of a GenBank genome assembly.
AUGGCUGUGUCUAAACUGCCAAACCCAUCGUCCAGCCACAACAGGCCCCAGUCCAGCAACCACCGGCCCAACCCAAACCCCAGGCACAACCUCAGCAGCAGCCCAAGCCCACUCCCACCCAUCAACAACAGCCACAACAGCCACAACAUCAACAACAACCACAACAUCAACAACAACAGCAACAUCAGCCUCAGCAACCUUACUCCCAGUAUCCCCAAUCCAACCAGUACCAUCCACAACAGCAGCAGCAGCAGCAGGCUUACCCGCAGCCUAGCCAAGCACACCCAUCUCCCGGCUUGCAACAACGCCAUCCUCAGCCUCACACAGGACCACCUCACCACGUUGGACCUCAACAAAGCGGCCCGCAACAAGGCUUCAAAUCAGAUCCUUAUGCUCAGCGAGGUCCUUCUGCUCAAGGAGGUCCCAACCAGCCUAGGAUCCCACACCCAGGAGCGGUACCUCUUCCGGGCUUGGCUAAAGCACCAUCGCAGCCAGAUUUGGGUCGUGGUGGUUCGCCGAUGCAUCAGCAGAUUCCGCGUCAGCCGGACCACACCAGGAGUGCGGGGUCUUCUCCAGCGCACCGGCCGCAACGAGUGGACCGCAUGCGCCAAUGGGAUCAUGGUUGAACCAAGCUAG